Molecule: messenger RNA, 4038 nt
Organism: Colletotrichum gloeosporioides
Lineage: Eukaryota; Fungi; Ascomycota; Sordariomycetes; Glomerellales; Glomerellaceae
Product: putative glucan endo-1 3-beta-glucosidase
Exons: 14
Coding region: 1-4038 (1345 amino acids)
Molecular function (GO): polygalacturonase activity
Source: RefSeq, a predicted model, not a curated record
AUGUUGCUCACCAAUCAUGCCCCAGCCCAUACGUGGCUUUGGAUUCUACUUGUUCUCGCCUCUCUUUCUUUCGCGUCUAUCAUUCCAUUCGAAGUCUCGCCCUCGCUGGUGAAGCAUCGCUCUCCCUCUCUUGACAGUAAUUCUCUCUCAUCAAACACCACAAACUCUGAACUCGAUGCAGCGCGCAAAAUCGUUCAAGAGGCCAUCGUGGAGGCUUCCAAGCUCAACAAAGCCCGUCUCGACCACCCUGCCAGAAAUCGCUACAAGCUCUCGCCUGAGAGCAGCGUUGGUGGCAGUGCCAGGAAGAGACGAAGUACCACUAGGGACUCAGAAUCCGUCUCGGCGCCCCCGUUGUUGAACAUCACUGCAGAGAUCGCCGCCGCUGCCGCUCUUGUGGCCGAGGCAGAUGCAUCGGCCUCCAGCGGAAACAGCACCAAGCAUUCUGUUCAAAAGCGCGGCACUUUUUGGAUGCAGGAUAUUUCCCACAGAGGCACUUCUCCUUGGGGUGAUGAUUCCAGCUACACGAUCUUCCGCAAUGUGAUGGAUUACGGAGCCAAGGGUGAUGGUGUCACUGAUGACACUGCCGCGAUCAACAAAGCCAUCAAGGACGGCAAGCGAUGCGGAGAGGCCUGCAACGGCUCUACUACCAAGAACGCCAUUGUCUACUUUCCUCCCGGGACGUAUUUGGUUUCCAGUCCCAUCAUUGUCUACUUUGGCACUCAGAUGAUUGGCGAUGUAAAUACGAUCGUUCUCAGUCCCAGCAAACUGCGGCUAACACUUCAAAUGCAGGCCAAUGACCGUCCAACCAUCAAGGCGGCUGCCAGCUUUGUUGGUCUUGGGGUUCUUUCGACAGACGUGUACAUGGGCGAUGGUGCUGGGGCCGAUGGUAAGGACAAUGAGUGGUAUGUCAACACGGCAUCGUUCUACAGGCAGAUUCGGAACUUCAAGAUCGACGUCACUUCAACCGACCCCAACGCCUACGUCUGCGCACUGCACUACCAGGUCGCGCAAGCUACCAGCCUUCAGUUUGUCGAGCUAAUUGCCAAGACUGGAACCACACAGCAGGGGUUAUAUGCGGAGAAUGGCAGCGGUGGCGUGCUGGCUGACAUCACUUUCACUGGAGGAAACUUCGGCAUCUGUAAGUUGGCUCGCGAUAUUGGUCAUUUGGCCCCUUCUAGUGACCCUAUUAACAUUGUCGAAACAACAGAUGCCGGGAGUCAGCAAUUCACUGCCCAACGUCUGACUUUCAACGGCUGCAAUACGGCAGUCCAGAUCAUCUGGGAUUGGGGUUGGGUCUGGAAGGGCAUCACCGUCACAGACUCGAGCACUGGUUUUCGUCUUGUCAACGAUGGCGGUGACGGAAACGUUGGUUCCGCCGCUUUCAUGGAUACCUCGUUCACGAACGUGAAGCAAGCCAUCGUAGUUGCCCCACCUUCCUCCACCCCUGCUACUGGAUCGACAGGUCUUCUUCUCGACAACAUCGGCUUCAGCGGUGUCAGUCAGGGGGUUGCAGAUACGACUGGAAAGACUCUCCUUGACGGCUCUAGCAGCGUUUUGAGCUGGGUUUUAGGACCUAUCUACAACGGCACCGAGCGCACAUGGAGUUCAGGGUCUUCACACGAAUGGAUGGGUAUUCUACCUUUACUUGGCGAGAAGACCAUCGACGGCCUGCCGAACCUACCGUACUUCGAUAAGGCGAAGCCUCAGUACGAAGGCCAUUCUACCGGAGACUUCAUUCAUUUGAAAGACUACGCUAAAGGUGAUGGCUCGACCGACGAUACUGCCGGUGUUCAAAACGCUUUCAACAGUGCAGGCGGGAAGAUAAUUUUUGCCGACGCUGGGGUUUAUUUGUUGUCGGAUACGGUUACCAUCCCGGCUGGAACCAAGAUUGUAGGUGAGACGUGGACACAGUUUGCGGCAACUGGAUCAAAGUUUGGGGACUCGAGCAAGCCAAUUCCUAUGCUACGAGUUGGAAACAUCGGAGACGUUGGAUCAGUUGAGAUGCAAGAUCUCAUGUUCACCACAGUCGGACCGACUCCUGGUGCUAUCCUCGUUGAGUGGAACAUCAACGCCGACAGCCAGGGAUCUGCUGGACUGUGGGACUGUCAUGCUCGUCUGGGAGGCGCAACAGGCACUAAGCUGACGCCAGCUGAAUGCCCUGCGCUCACAAGCGGCGCCGUGAAUGACGACUGCAAGACUGCCGCACUCGUCAUGCACGUCUCCAGGGGAGCUUCGGGAUAUUUCGAGAACAUGUGGUUAUGGACCGCUGACCAUAUGGUUGAUGACCCUGACUUAGUCAGUGAUAAGAAUGAAAUGACCAUGGUCUCAGUCUAUACGGCCCGAGGACUUCUCAUCGAAAGCACAGAUGCCGUUUGGCUGUAUGGUACCGCAUCUGAGCACGCCGUGUACUACCAGUACAACUUGUUUGGUGCCCAGAACGUUUUCGCUGGCCUUCUGCAAACGGAGUCCCCAUACUACCAGCCCAUGCCAACUGCUCCAAGUCCGUACAAGGCCGAGGUUGGGGUCGUCCGCGGCGAUCCCAAGUAUGACUGCAGCGGUACCGACUUUGACGGUUGCGACUCGUCAUGGGGCCUGCUUGUCAGCACUUCUCAAGAUGUUUAUAUUGCUUCAGCAGGUAUCUAUUCGUGGUUUGAUGACUAUAGUCAAGACUGCAUUGAUGUUCACACCUGCCAAAAGGUCCUGGUGAACUUCUCUAAAAAUUAUCAUCGAGUUCGUCUCCAGCAGCUCAUCACCAUUGGCGCUCAAUAUUCCCUCGUCUCCGACGGCAAGGGUAUCUUGGCCACGGACAAUCUGGCAAUUUCUGGUCAUCCUGCCUGGUCACAAAUUUCUUUAUUUGAUGCUACAUCCGCUGGCGAUGCCGAUAUUGAUAUCGGCGAUAUCGCCGUCGACAUGCCGCCCUGUAACGACCCGAAUCAUUGGGUGACUCUGGAUGAUCUCUACGCGGCGAUGGGGUCCUUUCCUGACUACUGCGUUGCUCUCUACGCAACUCAGAUCCUAUACAGGAUGGUGGAUACUACCUUGGAAAACUAUACUUCCGUCGACAACGGCUACGACAGCAAAUUUGACUCUUACGUCAAGUACACCAAGGAAAUGAUCCCGACUCAACUCGAUGAGUUCAUGAACCUCGAAGACGGCGCCGGCAACAAGUACUUCACAUGCACCUUUGCCGAAAACGGUCGCAAUGAGACAUCCCAGAAGUGCCCCUUUGGCAACUGGAUCAACACGUAUGACGAAUUUACCAUCUACUACACGUUAGACAACGAGGCAGGCUUCUUCAAUGAGCUGCAAUCAACAUACGGUAUCAUCCCCGCCUGGGUCAAGUUCAGUGAGAAGAUCGACCAGGUGACAUGCACCGGUAGCGCGGCGACCUGCACGCGCACCAAAUAUGUCUACGAGGGUCGCCCAUUACCUGCAGACAGCAUUACGGUGGCGAACCCCAAAGACAUCAUCAGCCAGGCUCUUCCGGGCUUUACCAACCUCCGCUCCACCCUCGCCAGCAUGUUCUUCCAGAUGAAACUCGGCAUCUGGGACGGCGUUAACGAUGAAGUCAUCUCAGUGCUCAGUAUGCCUGUGUCGCUCGCCCAACAGGCAGUUGAAAGUAUGGCGCAGGUCGCUGCCGUUGGGGAAGAGGCAGCUGAAGAGGAGAAGAAGGAACUCAUCUUGACUAUAUUGAGCGUUGUGUUUCUCGUCAUCCCGUUUGCCGGCGAGGCCCUCGGUCCCGAACUCGAUGCCACCAUUCUGACAUUUGGGCGGAUCAUAGAUCUCAUUGGCGCUGGUGGGAACACCGCCUUAGCAUUUUACGACAUUGCAAAAGAGCCGACCUCCGCGCCCAUGGAGAUAUUGGGACUCUUGAUGGCAGGUGGUCUGGGGCGUGACUCCUCCGAGUUGGGCAAACUGGCUAAAGCCAGACGGGAUAUGACUGAAGUCGACCUCGGCAAGAUCGGCUCCAUCUUUAAGAAGAACGAUGAUGUUAUCCAGAACAUCAUUCACAAGUGCAGCAGUCCGGUGGUUCAUUAG